Brassicogethes aeneus is the source of this 1149-nucleotide messenger RNA. The record is from the annotation of a GenBank genome assembly. NCBI's taxonomy places the organism in Eukaryota, Metazoa, Arthropoda, Insecta, Coleoptera, Nitidulidae.
AUGACUGUGUGUGGAAUUUGCUCGGGCAAGGUUAGUCGGAAUCAACCAGUGAUUUUUUGUGAUGGUUUUUGCAACUGCGAAUUUCACGGCAGCUGUUGCGAUGUUCCUGCCGAUAUUUUAAAAUUCCUAAGGAAAGUUCCCGGAUUAAAAUGGACCUGCCCAAAUUGUACAAUCUUAGCUCAAAAAGAUAAUUUUGUUAAAAUCGAAGAGAAGUUUGAAGUAAAAUUGAAACAAAUAUCUGAUGAAAUGGAAACUACUAUAUCAGAAAUGAAAAAAGAUUUUAUAAAAAUGGCUGAAAAUAAAUUAAAUGAAGUUACUUGUUCAAUUAAGGAGGUGCCGUCAAUGAGUUCCAAUAUUAAAUCAUUUUCAGCUGCAUUAAAAACAAAGCCGUCUAUACUUAUCAAACCUAAAAAUACAUUGCAAAAAAAUUUCGAAACAAGAGGCGAAAUACUUCAUGAAAUAAAUCCGAUUCAAAAUCAGUUAUCAAUUUCUACAGUACGUAAUAUAAGUAAGGGUGGAGUAAUAAUUGGAUGUGAUAAUGACAUGGAAUUAUGCAAACUAAAAGAAAUGGCUAAUGGAAAAUUAUCUGAAAAGUAUGAUAUUAGCGAUGUAAAGAAAUUAUCUCCAAGAAUCCGUCUUGUCGGAAUGUCCGAGAAACUCUCCGAAGAUGUUUUACUUUCCUAUUUAACUAAUCAAAAUAAAUUCAUUUUUAAUGAAAUCUCCGAGUGUAAAGUUAUUAAAAUAUGGCCAACAAAAAAUAACAAAAAUAUUUAUCAGGCUGUCUUGCAAGUCGAUUCUACGACCUACAACAAACUUAUGUCUGUGUCUAAAGAUAAAUUGCUGGUAGGUCUUAAUUAUUGUAGUGUAUAUGAUUCUGUGUAUGUUUUAAGAUGCUUUAAGUGUAAUGGAUUUAACCACUUAUCUAAAGACUGUAGCAACCAAAAUAAUAGCUGUCCUAGAUGCGCACAGGAACAUCUACUUGAAGAAUGUAAAGCAACUGACACAGAAUUAAAAUGUAUUAACUGCACAAAUCUUAAUAACAUUAAUAAAUCACUGAAAUUGGAGGUAAGUCACGCUGUAUGGGAUUCAAAGUGUUAUGUAUUUAAUCAGAAAGCUAAGGAAUACAAAUCCAAAAUAUUUAGUUCUUAG